Messenger RNA from Prorocentrum cordatum, 1683 nucleotides. NCBI's taxonomy places the organism in Eukaryota, Dinophyceae, Prorocentrales, Prorocentraceae. The record is from the annotation of a GenBank genome assembly.
AUGCUUGCCGGCAGCAUGUUUCCGCAGGCCAUGAAGAUAUCCGUCCCCAACGGCGUCCUGACGGCCGUGCUCACGUACGCGGUCUACCAGUUGGAGGCCCUGGGGAGCGUCGACCUGGACAACAUCCUGAUGAAGGACAACGCCAUCUGGGGGGGCUUCAGCUUCCUGCUGGGCUUCCUCGUGGUGUUCCGCACGUCGCAGGCGUACAGCCGCUUCUGGGAGGGCUGCACGUCCACCCACAACAUGGGCGCUGAGUGGUUCGACGCCUGCAGCUCGCUGAUAGCCUUCUGCAAGCACGCCGCGCCCGAGAAGCAGCAGGAGGUGUGGAGGUUCCAGAACCUUGUGGUGCGGCUCUUCAGCAUGCUGCAUUCUUCAGCGCUCGGGGACAUCGAGGACUGCAGUCACGGUCUGGACGUGUCUGCGUAUCAGGCCUUCCGGAUGGAGCUGAUCGAUGCGUCGGCGAUCGACGAGGUGAGCUUAAAAACCAUCAGAGAUUCGGACUCCAAAGUCGAGCUUAUCUUCCAGUGGAUCCAGCAGAUAAUCGUGGUGAACAUCAACACAGGCGUGAUGACCAUACCACCACCGAUCUUGACGCGCUCGUUCCAAGAGAUGGCCAGCGGCAUGGUGCACUUCCACAACGCUUUGAAGAUCUCGACAAUCCCCUUCCCCUUUCCCUACGCGCAGACCUGCGAGCUCAUGCUGUGGAUGCACUGGAUGAUGGUACCUUUCAUCGUUUGCCAGUGGGUAGACAUAUGGUGGCUUGCAGGAAUGUUCGCCUUUAUCCAGGUGUUUUGCUUCUGGAUCAUCAACAUGAUAUCCAUAGAAAUCGAACACCCUUUCGGCUCCGACCCUAACGACAUUGACGCGUUGCAGAUGCAGAAGAUGAUGAACUGCCACCUGCGCCUGCUGGUCAAGGAUUCCACGAAGAGGACCCCAACAUUGAUCCACGACGAUGUCAAAACGCACUUUCAGCGUGUCGUCGACGAUGAGGGCGAUGACGACGACGAGGGACGGAUCACGAGAAUUCAAUCGCGGCGCUCAUUCUUCAAUAUUUGGACGACCAUGUGCAUGGACGAGAACACGACCGAAGGGGGCGGCCACGUGACAAUUGCUGGCCGUGUGAGCAGCGUCCCCAUGCGCAACAGCACUGUCUCUGAGAAUUCUGAGAGGGCCGAAGGGGACGGCCGAGUGACCAUUGCUGGCCGUGUGAGCAGCGUCCCCAAACGCAACAGCAGUGUCUGUCAGAAUUCUGGGGCCUCGAGGAGCACGAUUCGUGGCAGCAUGCGAAGGUCCGAAGCCCGUGGCAGCUUGUGGAGUCGUGCUUCCUUCAGCACUAGCGGCGCCCAGGCCGUGCCGCCCCUGAAGCUGCCGCUGGGGACCACUAGCGAGCUGGAGCAGUCGCUGGCGAAGCCGGCGGUGUCGACCGACGCGGAGGCCAACAUGGGCAGCAGAGACAGCAGAGAGGCACGAUCGGACGACGGCGCAAGCGACAGGCCGUGGACGCCGUCGGCCAGCUCCAGCAGCGAGAGGCCAGAGCCGGUCCUGCAGCCGGAGGUGUCUCACGGCGCCAGGCCCCCGAGCAGCCAGGAGCGCGCGGGGCUGGGCCACGGAGCUCCGCGGAGACCAGGCGCCGGCUCGUGGCAGGCAAAGGGGCGCUGGAGAUGCAGCGGCAGAGGGAGCUGA